GGAAGUGCUGCGAUAUAUUGUACAUCAUCAAAUCAUAUCCAUUCUCCUUAUUUUCCAGAGAUACUGACUAAUCCUUCUUUAAUAGAAUUACAAGAUCCUACUUGGCAACAUGGCUGUGAAACUGUGAAGUCCAAUAUUAUUGUGAUACAGAUGCUCCUAGUGUUAGACUUUCUGGCUAAUCAGGAAGAUCGGCAACGUCGCGAAGAUAAGCAAUCACGUGAUCACUGACGUCAACACAAGACAAAGACGAAAUUACUGGUUGUUGACUCCUGUCCUGUCAAGUCACGUACAUACGCAAACCAAGGAUUGAGAGCAGGUAAGAUAAAAAUUCCGCGUAAAUAGUUAAAAAUUGCAUGAUUUUAUAAUUCUUGUGGAUUCCAAGUGCAAUAAUAAGCUUUAUUUCUAUUACAGAGGACUACAACAAUGUCAUCUACUAAGUCCAGUGUGGAUGAUCUCCUUGGAGAAUCAUGGGUAGAUGUGAGCUUUGGCUCUACAUGUUCCCAAGGUGGUGGCACUCCUGGGUCCAUAACUCAGCAGCUUACUGUAGAGGACUAUCUGCGCCUGCUUAGAGAGGCUCAAGAGUCAAACCAGUCCUCUGCUAGAGUUUCUUUGGCUGGAUCUCGCCGAGAUUCUCCACGCAGCAGCCCAAAGUCGCCUCCCAACAGCCCUGUCCAGGGCAAUUCGCUGAACCUUGAGUGGCAGUCCUAUUAUAUAAACUCUGAGAGCAGAGAUACCAGUUUUGACUCGGACUUCUUCAACGACUGGAGCAGUCGUCCGGACCAAGCGCCACCGAAGAACUGGAGCUUCCGCGCUCCCAAGCGCGACCUGCUGAGCAUCCGCUAUGCUCGCGUCGGAAACGAGAGUGUUUUCUCUCGCAAGGGGCUUGCAACGCUUUUCCUCACCAAUCUGAUCUCACUGUUGCUAGGGGCUGGCGUAGGCGUUUGGCUCACUAAGCAUGGGCUGUUCAUGCCCUCAGUUAAGGUCCGUUAGGUUGCGCUUGCGCUACCACCGUGACCGGUUUUGUAUUUUGGAUGUUUGUAUAUUCCUUUGCAUUCGAGACGGUGGAUCACUUGAAAUAUUUGUCCCAGGGCUAUAUGAUCAAACUCCCAGCAUUGUCAGAUUUAUUUUACUUUAAAGUCGCUUUUCUCUAAAAAUUGCCGUUUGACCCCCAUGUUAUACGAAAUUUUUUGCAUCUUUUAACCCGUUCUAUCACCCAUUUAAAUAAUGACGAUCAUAACGUUUACACCUUGUACGUUCGUAAUUUUGUAAUUUUUAUACUUAUGUAUGUGGAGUGAAACAAAAUUCGGAUAGGUAUAUAUGUGUUUUUCUUUCCAUACAUUUAUUUGGGAAAAUUAAUUCCAGUAUUCUGUACUAGCUAUUGAACUUAAAAAUAGUAACUUUGACAGUCUGCUUCCUUGUAGUGGCUCCUGCUUUUGAAAAAAUACGUUCGGAAGGAACGCUUGUUGCCACAAUUGGUUUCAUAUCCAAUUUCACAUUCUUCUGGAUGAUUGUGUUUAAUAUGUGUUGCUUGUAUUUCCAGACGUUUUAACUCGUUUGUUACAAAUAGUGCAAACGGCAGUACCAUCUUCUUUUUUGGAAUAUGACCAUAAUCUACUUCUCUUCAUAUUUUGAAAUUAAAAUUAAGUAUCAAUUUAUUAGCAACCAACAGGUACAACACGUGUACAUGUCUAGGGAUGCAACGAUAUAUCGGAAAACCGAUAAAUAUCGAUAUAUCGACAACUAAAAAUAUCGAUAUCGACGAUACGCUGAUAUCGAUAUCGAAAAAUUCAAUAUAUCGCAUCAAAAUAUCGAUAAACCCAACCAAAUUAGAAUACCCAUGUAAUCGGGCAACUGGCAACGUGACUACACUGACUCUAGAAAAUGAGCUAUGACGAUAUGACAAGUGUAUAUGUUUUGUGAUAUGACAUGUGACAUGUACACGUGUUGUACCUGUUGGUUGCUGAUAAAUUAAUACUCAAUUUUAAUUUCAAAAUAUGAAGAAAAGUAGAUUAUGGUCAUAUUUCAAAAAAGAAGACGGUACUGCCGUUUGCACUAUUUGUAACAAACGAGUUAAAACGUCACAUAUUAAACACAAACAUCCAGAAGAAUGUGACAUUGAACGUAUUUUUUCAAAAGCAGAAGCCACUAUAACUCAGAGCAGAAACCGGCUACAAGGAAGCAGACUGCCAAAGUUACUAUUUUUAAGUUCAAUAGCUAGUACAAGAUACUGGAAUUAAUUUUCCCAAAUAAAUGUAUGGAAAGAAAAAUACAUUUUAUAUACCUAUCCGAAUUUUGUUUCACUUUACAUACAUAAGUAUAAAAAUUUAUAUACAUACAUCAUCGAUAACUGUUUGAUAUAACUGAAACAACAUUGGAUUUCAAAUUUCUGUAAGCUUCCAAAAAAAUAUGAAAUAUCGAUAUAUCGGCUUAAUAGACCCAUAUAUCGAUAGAUCGAUAUAUCGAUGUUUAUAAAAAGUUUGCAUCCCUAGGUACAACACGUGUACAUGUCACAUGUCAUAUCACAAAUAUCGUCAUACCUCAUUUUCUAGAGAGUCAGCGUUGUUACGUUGCUAGCGUUUUACCCAAUUAUGUGGGUAUUCUAAUUUGGGUGGGUUUAUCGAUAUUUUGAUACGAUAUAUUGAAUUUUUCGAUAUCGAUAUGGCGUAUCGUGGAUAUCGAUAAGUAUCGAUAUUUUUAGUUGUCGAUAUAUCGAUAUUUGUCGGUUUUCCGAUAUAUAGUUGCAUCCCUCAUCCUGACGUACUGUCUUGAGGGGCAAAAUAUUGAAAUUUGAUUUUGAGAAAUUCAUUCUAGAAAUGAUAUUGAGGAUACUAACUUUUCAGGUGGUCCACUUCGAAUGGAAAGUUGAUUUACUUUAAGCCCUUUUUGAUAAUUUCAUAAUAUGGUUCGUUAAUAGGCAUUUUCUUUAGAGUUCCGUUUUGAUUUGUUAAUCCUUCGAUUGCCUUAUUUAAUAAAAUAUGUUCACUUAAAAACUGUAUUUUGUAUUUUAGUAGGUUAAAUUGACAGGUAUCUAAUACAGGUGAGGAUUGUUUUCUUUCUUACUUUUUUUAUAUCAAGGAGUCGACCAAAUUGUGACCUAUACCCUACUUCACGAGUAUAAAUCACGGUACAAUGACAGCUGAUUAUUUAGUAAUAUCUCAAAAUUUCCCAUAUCUGCACAGGAUGUGUCAUUCUGACGGAUCCGUCAACGUUAGAUAGUCAGAGCCGCAUUUUGUUUUGGUUUCUUGUACGCUACAGAUUCAUUUUGUACAGCUCUUUUAUUUAGAAAAGUCGAUUUGCAUUAAAAAACAAAACGCUACAAACAAAUUAUAGCUGUUCACCCCCGUAGACAUCAAAGCGUGAUCGAUACUCGUCAAAUAGGGUAUAGGACCGGCCGGGGCGUGACAUAAUUGGUGGAUAAAAUAAUUCAAAUCUGAGACAAUUCAGAUAGAAAUCGAAAAAAAAAAUAGUGCUGACACCAUAACCAAUAAAUGUCGGAACACUCUUUUUGAUACAAAAUUAUUUAGCCCAUUCUGCUUUGAAAAUAUACUGAAGUUUGGCCAUAUAGUGGAGUCCUGACUGGUCAAUAAUGGUAAUUUCUCCGCAUAGUAGUGAAAAAAAAAGAAUUUUAUCAUGUUGCUUAUUAUAAUUUUACCACCAAUUACGUAUAUGCCUCGAUGAAAAAAUUAUUUUUUGAGGAGUAUUUUAUGCCUGCCUUUGAAAUACGAUUGAGACUGGGAACUUUUUCUACCAUUGGUACUGGAAAUGCAUAUAUAUCAUCAUGAUUUUUCUGCUUAUCAGCGUUUUGUUUAGGGAAUUGGAGCUACUUGAAACUAAUGUCUAGAAAUCAAAAUAUUAGCAUUUAGGACAGUUUAGCCUAACAAAAAUAUAACGAAAUUGAAAUGCGAAAGGCUUUGCGAGGUAUCUACCAUCUUGAAUCACAUAAAAAGUCCCUGGUUUCUGUAGCAUGUAUACCUAGGCAGCUUUUUGAAUAAAGAAAUAUAACGAGAUAUCAAGUUGCAAACACAGUCUACAAAUUCAAACUGAAGGUUGAAACGAGUGGUUCCAAAUUUCUCGACAUCUUCCAAUUUUUUUUCGUUUCAGUUUUCAUAGUUUAUCACUACACUACAUGUGUAAAUAUUAUCAAUGACUACAUGUCGUAUUAAUGUUUUGAAAUGUUAGAAAACAAUAUCAGGUGAUUAGACUAGAUUUAAUCGUAUAUGUGUUUUCAAUCAUCAUAAAUACAUUUUUUAAACUAU
Acanthoscelides obtectus is the source of this 4256-nucleotide messenger RNA. Lineage: Eukaryota; Metazoa; Arthropoda; Insecta; Coleoptera; Chrysomelidae. The record is from the annotation of a GenBank genome assembly.